ACCGUGGGGAACGUGCACACCGCCCGGUAUUGGACCAGGCUCACGAGUUGAUCCUCUGACGAGACUGACACGCGGGCUCCCUCAGUCUACUGGUCUAGGAUGAUGGCUCUGGGUCUUUUGAUAUUACUAAUUGGGGGUGUUCUGAAUGAAGUAGGAGCCACCACAUUAGGAGGCGAGGCAACGGAGACGACUCCGGUCCGAUGGUGGUGGAACGAUUCCACUAAGCCCAGACGUCAGGAGAACACCACGUGUCUGGAGAAUCAGUCUUGCAAUGUCCUCAACAUUACGACUGGUGACGGGUGCACCAUCUACUCCUCGAACUUGAAGGUGCCGGGGGUAAAACCACAGAAGUAUCUGAUUGAGUGCUCUGAAAACUUAAAUAUUACCUGGACGUCGAAAGUAACUUGGUGUAUGGGGCCCUGGAACGGCUCCAAGGUACAGUGCGAGGUCAAUGCAACAUCAGGCGAAUACACCUCUAAUAAGCCUGGGCCCAUUGGCUGGAUCAAUGCAACUGAAAUUAUUAACAGGACUAUACCAAUGCUUGCUAUAGCCGUGUGGGCUAGAACCCCCAUAACGAGACAGUCACAUGUAGAACCAAUAAUUGACACAUGUAAACUUGUUUCUAUGACAGCAAAAAGGACUAAGGUUACAUGGCAAGUGACGUUUCCACUGUUGCCACAGUGUAAGCGUGCUAAACGGGUUUGA
Molecule: messenger RNA, 705 nt
Organism: Erpetoichthys calabaricus (reedfish)
Lineage: Eukaryota; Metazoa; Chordata; Cladistia; Polypteriformes; Polypteridae
Exons: 3
Coding region: 100-705 (201 amino acids)
Source: RefSeq, a predicted model, not a curated record